Molecule: messenger RNA, 5710 nt
Organism: Neopelma chrysocephalum (saffron-crested tyrant-manakin)
Lineage: Eukaryota; Metazoa; Chordata; Aves; Passeriformes; Pipridae
Gene: SHROOM1
Product: shroom family member 1
Exons: 8
Coding region: 398-4468 (1356 amino acids)
Biological process (GO): actin filament organization
Cellular component (GO): cortical actin cytoskeleton; apical junction complex; adherens junction
Molecular function (GO): actin filament binding
Source: RefSeq, a predicted model, not a curated record
UGCUGAGCGGACAGAGCCCGGACAGAGCCCCGACAGCCCGGGGCAGCUGCCCCCGGAGCCGGAGGGUGCUGUGAGUGCCCCUGGAGCUGCUCGGGGACAUCCCGGCCCGGGACCAGCCGAGAGAUGGGACUCGCCCCCCGCCUUCUUGGUUUACAAUGAAAAUAUUGCAAGCCUGUCUGGAAUGUGCACAUUGUAUUCCAGCCUUGCCAGAGCAUUUCUGAGGCCCAGAGACAGUCCCUGAGGGAGCUCUGCCACCUCUCAGCUGAGAACAAUAAUGUCAUUGUUCUUGUCAGGAUCUUCUAGAUAUUCCUGGAAUGUGAUACAGAGAAAAAUGUUCUUUUCUAACGACUCGGUUGUGGACUUUUAAUCAGCCUUGGAUUUCUGGGAAUGCUGCAACAUGGCUUCAGUUGGGAAUGAGAUAGAAAGGUGGACUCCCAGGCAAGGUGGCAGAAGUGGGGAGCUGGCAGAGCCUGUGAUCCCCCCUGAGAACGAUCAUCAUCUGUCACCAGUGAAGUCGAUGGGCAGCACAGACCAUGCCCUGCACCUCCCUGGGAGGGCAGACUCUGCCUACAGCUCCUUCUCAGGGGGCUCCCACGUGCCAGAGUGUCCCACCCGCCCGUGCUGUGGGGAAUGUUGCCCCUUGCCCCCGGAGCAGGCGCCGUACAUGGACUCUGAGUAUGUCAGGGGAAUUUAUACUCUCAGUGCUGCACCCCCUGACCUCAGAUCCCUGCAGCCACACAAGGCACCAGCCCCCAGCAUCCAUCCCAGCUCUCCCAGCCUCCCUGACCGCUGUGGAACCGCUCCCACCAGAGGGACUUUGAAUCAGGGACCUGCAGCUCUGGCAGCACCUCCACCUUCCCCUCCCACACGGCUCGACAGCUACAACAUCACCAGACACCGGGACAGUUCCAGAGGGGGACACAGCUCUGGGGGACACAGCUCUGGGGGACACAGUGAGUGCAAGGGGCAGGCAGCUCCUGCAGUGCAGGACAGUCAGCUGGCACACAGGGAUGUGCCAGGGAGCCAACACUGGCAUGAACUCACAGAGAGAGACAUCAGGCCUGCCAGGGAAAAGACUCUGGAAAACAAGGGCCUUUCUUCUGGUUCUACAAACGAGGCAUCUCUGUCAAACAUUCAGGGGUUAAAGACAGGGGGAAAUGGAGAGUGGAGCCCACCCCAACAACCUGCAAAGAGAAGCAAUCCACACAUUUGCAGCAGACCUUCUUCAUUCAUCUUCCAAGAAUAUUUAAGGACAGACUCUGUGGCAAAUGUGCCCAAAAUACUUUCUGCUUAUAAUUCAGUUCAUGGUUAUAAAAUUCCCACCGAGAUGAACUCCCAGUCCUAUCACCCAGCACAUUCCAACCCCAGCGCUGUUAAUGAUACACAGGAAGUCAAACAGUGUCCCUGUGGGGUGCAGAAACCAACUGCCAAAGCAGCUCUGCCAAGCACCGUGCCAGGACCCAGCCAGGGGAAGGGGCCCUUGCCCCGUGCUCAGGACCUGCUCUGUGCCCAGUGGCACCCAGACAUGGACCAGGAUGUGUUUGAGGACAGCUGUGACACACAAUGUGUGGAGAAUGCUCUCCCUGCAAAAAAUGCUUCCAGGAAGCUGAACAGUUGUACAGAUAACAAUCGGUGCUAUGAUUCUGCAGGAAAACCUGGGAGAGGUGUCAGGGAGCCAGUCCUGGAUCAGCAAGGCAGAGUGCAGAGGUCACUGGGGUGCUGCAGCUGCGAGGCUGUGGGAGCAGAGCACCCUCAGCACGAGGGGCUGGAUCAGGGAAGGAAGCAGUGCUGUGACACCAGCAGCCAAAUGGCUUUUUUCAGACCAAAGGAAGAUCCCACAUCUCGCUUAGUACGUGAAUCCCAGGAAGGAAAACGGGAUAAUAACAGCAAUCCCAACCUCAGCACGUGUCUGGAACAAGGGGAUCCUCCUGUUCAGAAGCACCAGCCUGGAUUUCAAACCCAGCUCUCCAGACAGCUUUGGGAGGAUGGUGCUGGUGAGCAGAUCAGCAGGCAGAUGACCCCCAUGCUUUACUACCUCUCUGGGGGGGAGCCCAGCAGUGUCCCACAGCCCACCCAGCUCCCCCACAGCCAGGAGGACUCCAGGUCACCACGGGAAAUCCCUUCCAGCGGCUGUGCUGGCUCAGCACAGGGUGUGGAGAAGCCAAGGGAGAGCCCUCAGUGCCCAGGGCCCAGCCAGCACCCCCGGGGCAGGGCUGAGCUCCACAGCCCCCAUCCCAUCCUCGAUCCCAUCCUCGGGGGCCCUGCCUCAUUCACAGAGGAGAGCUUCCAGAAUGACUACAGAGAGAAACUUAAAGUGGCUCAGAAAAAGGUCCUUAGAGAAACCUCCUUUAAGAGGAAAGACUUACAGAUGAGUUUGCCUGUCAGACUGAGACAGAAACCCUCUAAAAGGCCCUCAAUUGAACACCUUCGGUCUCUCUCGUUAUCCAGUGCAAACGAGGAUGCCAAACCUGUUCUUUGCUCCCCUUCUCAUCUAGAAUCCCUGGAAAGUUUCAGUAAAGAUGAAGGAAUACAGAAGCCACAAACAAGCCGAGUAGGGGCAAGGAAAAGGGUAACCAAAGAGGAAAAGAAGCUGUGCUAUUCUGAGCCUGAGAAGCUCGAUCAGCUAAUGGAUAAGGAAGCAUCUUGGAGUCAAGUUAGGGAUGAAAUCACUGAGCAAGAUAUAGUGGCAGCCAGGAGAAGGGCUCUGGAGAAUGGAGAAAGGGCACUUUCCAGUUCCAGCAUCUCCAGGACAGAGCUGAAACAAAUCCAGCACACUGCACUGAUGGAAUACAUGGAGCGAAAGAUCAGCCAAAGGCCAGGGGGUUCACAGCACCUCCCACUGCACCAGCCACCCCUGCACAAGAGGCUGUCACAUCCCAAAGGGCCUCCUGGCAAGAUUUCCAACCCAAGUGGGAGCAGGAAGAUGCAAAAUGAUGAGGUUUUCCACCAAGUUUUCCCCAGAGAGAAAUCGCCUGAUGUUUUUCCUGCCUCGGCUGUCGCUGCCCCGCCGGGUGUGAGCAGCAGAGGGGAUCCCAGUGGGGCUGAUCCCAGCACAGCACACGGGACCUGCCCCAGCACCUGUCCUGCAGCUGAAAGGCUCCCACAGGCAGGUGAUCCUGCACUGGGGAGAGCUCCUGACAGAUCAAAAUCUGCUCCUCCUUCCCCUCGGGACACCUGCAGAUGUGCCAGUGGUGCAGCAGCACCAUCCCAGAGCUGUGAGGGCUGUGCCAGCUCCCCCAGUUUCCGUGAUCCUGAGAAAGAUGGAUCCAAGAAUCAUGGACAUAAUGGCAUAACUGGACAUGCAUGUUUUCAGGAUACUAAGGAGCUGACUCCUGAAACCUCUGCUCCCAUCCCAAGAAGGGGAAGCGAGGAAGGUGGUGGAGUGGAGGAGGAAUGCAGAACUCAGUGUCCCAGUGGGAAUGCUGCACUGAAGCACCCAGGGCAGCAUCCUGCAGCUCCUGCAGAGCAGGGAAUGUGCCCACCCCCAGCACUGGCUCAGCCUCUCCAAGGAGACAGAAAUGCCCCCAAAGGCUCAGCUGCACAGGAGGAUGUUCCCCUGGGGACAGGGACACGCCUGCCCAGGAGGAGGCUGCAGGAUCCUCACCACCAGCGGGACCAGGAGCUUGCUCUGGAGAUCGUGGCCAGGGACAGGUCUCUGGUGGACAUUCUCAUGCCUCAUCCUGGCAGAAAAACUGCUUUGGACCUGAUGGAGGGUUUGUUUCCCGUUAACAUUUCCAUGCUGGAUAAAUCACACAGGAAGAAGGGCAACGUGCAGCAUGUGCAGGAGAAGGAGAAAAGCCAUGGAGAUGGCCCAGAAGAAUGUCCUGAAUCUGAACAUGAAGCUGAGAGAAGGAGCAAAGAAUCUACCUCUGAAAGACACCAAGUCCUGCCCAGGAGCAGGGACAGCACAAACGACCCAGAUGACAUCACAUCUAAGAAACUGGAGCUCAUGGCCAGCCUGCGGGCCAGGCUGCAGAGCCUGUGGGAGGAGCAGGAGCUGGUCCUGCAGGAAUCCCGGGAAUGCGCCCGGCGGGGCCAGGGGCUGCAGGACACGGUGAGGGACCUGUGCAAGCCCAACGAGUUCGAGCGGUACCUGAUGUUCAUCGGGGACCUGGAGAAGGUGGUGAGCCUCCUGCUGUGCCUGUCCAGCCGCCUGGCCCGGGUCCAGAACGCCAUGAGCAGGAUGGAUGGAAGCACCGACCCCGAGGAGAGGCACUCGCUGAGCCAGAGGCACAAGCUCCUGUCCCGGCAGCGGGAGGACGCCAAGGACCUGAAGGAGAACCUGGAGCGCAGGGAACGGGUGGUCUCUGGAAUCCUGGCCAAGUACCUGACGGAGCAGCAGCUCCAGGACUAUCGGCACUUUGUUCAAGCCAAGACCUCCUUGCUGAUUGAACAGAAGGACCUCGAAGAGCAGAUUAAGUUCUUCGAAGAACAAUUAGAAACUCUUGAGCAAAGUCUCCCCCUCUAACACCCGGCCCAGACACUGGUGUUGGGGGCCUGGCCCUGGAACCCACAUGGCACAGGGCUCACGGGGUGAGUUCUUCCAACCCUGCUGGUGCCACAGCACUGGCAGGUGCUCAGAUGCUCUGGGGAUGCUCCAGGCACACCCUGGAUGUGUAUCCCACUGGGACAGGCCAGCUGACAGUGUCUCACAGUGUGAGACAUGACUGAUGGGAUGGGGACAUGACUGAUAGGAUGUGUUGCUCCUAUUAACUUGGCGUGUAUUUACCCCUCUUGUUGACUGUCCAUCUAUUUCCAGGUUGACACAGUCUCAAUAAAAGAACCAUACAAAUAUUUACCUCUUGUGGGUGGGUUGAAUAUUUGAAGUGAAAAACGAUGUGGGUGCUCAGAUUUGAGUGGGGGAUUGCACAGAGCCCCAGGAGAUGUUAUGGACCAUUUCGGUGAAACUCCUGCACUCACUUCUGCUGUUCAGAUGUGUGACAGUAAAAAUACUCUGUAAUGGAAGAAAAUAAUUACUUCCUUUCUUGGCAGUUGCCAUCCCUGAGUCUUUCCUGGCUCUGUGCAAUCCCAGGGAGCUGUUCAGAGGAGGUCAGAAGAAGGGUGGUCCUCACUGACAUCAAAGAGCCGACCCGUGAUGGAGUCAGCUCAGAUGAACAGUGUUGAGAAUCAUAAACUCUGAGCUUAUUCCUGCACAGUCCUUUGCAAAGUCCUUGCUGUGCUUUUGAAGUGCUUGUUUUUCAAGCAGCACCUUCAGGAGGUUGCUUUUGGGUAGUUUUCAAUUGUCAGUGUGCACUGGAUGAGGGGGCAGAGCUCUGCUGCAGCCUGGGGCAGGUGGGAGCCCUGGGGGAGGUUAUUGGGUUUCAGAGAGACUUUAUAUAAAUCCCUUGGCAAACAUCUUUUAAACAAAUGUUGUGUGUUGAGUCAGACCAGGGAUGUUGCUGUAUUUAAAAUCUGAGUGUGUUUUGCUUGUUUGUAAGUAUUCAGAGAGAACAAUAUUCCAUCUGAGCUGCAUACCUAGACCAUGAAUAAGGCAGCCACUAAUUGAACUCAGGUUUCUUCCAGAGCCAGAAUAGAUAUUCAUUGUCCCAGGAUGUUGGGCUAUACCAAGAAAUGUUUUACUAGUGGAGUGUGUCCUGACUACAGUAAGUAUCAUCACCACUGACAGAAGCUGUUCCUGAGGCAUCUUAUCCUUUGGAAUUGCAUUUCACUGGGCACAAGAACUCCAGGAGCACAGAGACCAAGCUGCCAU